Linepithema humile (Argentine ant) is the source of this 2361-nucleotide messenger RNA. Its product is annotated as TBP-associated factor 6. NCBI's taxonomy places the organism in Eukaryota, Metazoa, Arthropoda, Insecta, Hymenoptera, Formicidae. The record is from RefSeq and is a predicted model, not a curated record. Gene Ontology annotation, molecular function: protein heterodimerization activity; RNA polymerase II general transcription initiation factor activity; transcription coactivator activity. Gene Ontology annotation, cellular component: SAGA complex; SLIK (SAGA-like) complex; transcription factor TFIID complex. Gene Ontology annotation, biological process: RNA polymerase II preinitiation complex assembly; transcription initiation at RNA polymerase II promoter.
AUUGUAAAUACAUUGUUGUAUCAGCGUUGCAGUGUGCGGAUAGGUUAAGUUUCGGAGUUCACAAUUAGAGAAAACGUGAUCUAUCUUGUUUCAGAGAGAUACGAAUAUUAAUUUUAAAGCGUUGAAUGAAUAUGCUUUUAUCGAAAUAUGAGAUAAUUUGACAAUUUUUGGUGUUUACAAAAAUAAGCAGUUUGUCGCAUAAAAAUAAAACUGUUAUGUAUUUUUGAACGUGACGCUAAAAUUAUUUCAAAAUGAGUGAAAAUGAAUCUAUGUAUGGGACAACUUUGUCUCAAGAAUCUAUCAAAGUUAUCGCGGAAAGUAUUGGCGUUGGUAAUUUCCCGGAUGAGGCUGCAAAGGAUCUUGCAGAGGAAGUGAGUUACAGACUGAAAGAAAUUGUUCAGGAUGCUGUAAAAUUUAUGAGACAUGGAAAACGCCAACGAAUGACUACUCAUGACAUAGAUCACGCAUUGAAAAUAAAAAACAUUGAGCCAACAUAUGGAUUUUUUGCCAAGGACCAUGUGCCGUUUCGCUUUGCAUCAGGCGGCGGUAGGGAAUUGCAUUUUGUAGAAGAGAAGGAAAUUGAUCUCAACGAGGUUGUAUCUAUGGCUGGUGGACCAACAUGGCCUAAGCUACCUCUGGAAAUUACAUUGCGUGCUCAUUGGUUGUGUAUUGAUGGUGUACAGCCUACUAUACCAGAAAAUCCACCACCAGUAUCAAAAGAUGCCCAGAAACUGGAGAGCGUCGACCCGACGACCAAGCUUUCCAGCAAAAAUCAAAAUAUUGGCGUUGGGAAACCGGGUGGUGGUGGAAAAAGUCAGAAGUUACGGAAUGUGGAGACAGUUCAUGUGAAACAGCUCGCAACACAUGAGCUUAGCGUGGAACAGCAAUUAUAUUACAAAGAAAUAACGGAAGCUUGCGUUGGGUCUGAUGAAGCUCGCAGAGCCGAAGCUCUUCAGUCCCUCUCGGCAGAUCCGGGUCUACAUGAGAUGCUGGCUCGUAUGUGCACCUUCAUCGCGGAGGGUGUGCGAGUUAAUGUAGUACAAAAUCAUCUUGCAUUGCUUAUCUAUCUCAUGCGGAUGGUUAAGGCUUUACUUGAUAAUCCGAGUCUCUACUUGGAGAAAUAUCUUCACGAGCUGAUACCAUCGGUUGCGACCUGUAUAGUUUCUCGACAGUUAUGUAUGAGACCAGACGCAGACAAUCACUGGGCGUUGAGAGACUUUGCUUCGCGGCUGAUGGCGCAAAUAUGUAAAAAUUUUAAUACCUCAACGAAUAACGUACAAACUAGAGUCACCCGUAUGUUUAGCCAAGCAUUGGCGAAGAAUCAGCAGACACCGCUAGCGUCCCUUUAUGGAGCGAUUGAGGGGCUUUGUGAAUUAGGACCAGAGGUGAUCAAAGCUUUGGUUAUUCCCAAAAUUAAAUCCAUCUCCGACCGCAUUGAAUCGUGCAUCGAGGGGCAAGGACUAUCCAGCGUGGACAAGAAUGGAGCAGGACACAUUAAAACUUUGCUUGUGAAAUCGGUUGCUCCAGUCUUAAAGACGAUACGAUCGCCACCGGAUUAUGUGGAAGAGUACAAACAGGAUUAUGGAUACAUAGGUCCUGCGUUAUGCGCUGCAGUCGUGAAAGCUCGCACACAACCGGCCGCUCUAACAACCACAGCUGCAACAACUACGGCGAUAACGACAAACCAACAAGGUUCUAACUGCACAGGAAAAACGCUCGUUCAAACAGUGGCCAGUCCGAGUCCCGGGCAGCAAGCAGGUCGCACGAUUAUGCUUGGCGCGAGUAGAAAUGCCAGCGGAACCGCCGCCACUGGCGGGCAGAAAUUUGUUAUUCUGCAAUCGCGCUCGCAGACACCCACUGCCUCUAAUAUAAAUACUGGUACAACAAUUCAACAAACGCAGCAGCCGCAGACGCAACAGCAACAGCCGCAACAACAGCAGCAGUCGCAGCAGCAGCAACAAGUUAAAUUAGCACAGACCAAUGUCGGCCAGCAAAAGACGCACCUGCAAGGUUCUACACCAAAACUGGUUGUAGUAUGCAUGCCGACCAGUAGUCACACUAAUACAUCAAUAACGCAGCAAGCAAAUCUGGCGGCAAAAACGCAAAGUGUUUUUGUUACACAGCAGAGUGUCGAGAGAUCACUCAGUCCAGAAGAAGAGCACACGUUUUAAUGAAGAUAUGUGAUGAAACAAAAAUAGAACUUCCAAAACCUUCCUUAAUUAAUGCAAUUAAUACACUUUAUAUAAGAACAGAUAUGCAAUUCAUACAUUUUAGAUAAGAUUAGCGCAGAUAUAUAUAUAUAUAUAAAAUAAACUUUUACAGAAAUUGGGACAAGAAAUACUUAUAUAUAAAGACAUACUU